Molecule: messenger RNA, 14247 nt
Organism: Cotesia congregata
Lineage: Eukaryota; Metazoa; Arthropoda; Insecta; Hymenoptera; Braconidae
Source: the annotation of a GenBank genome assembly
AUGGCUGAUGAUGAUUCAAGUUUAUUAAAAGAAGACGGCUAUCUUAAUAUAGAUGCUGAAUGCAGAAGUAUAAUCUAUCAUCCUAAUUUAAACGUAUUGCUGAUAACAACUAGUAAUGCGCAAGUAUACGUGUUUGAUGUCAAUUUCGGGGUAAUUCUACAACGAAGUAUCAUAUCAGAUAAAGCUGAUGGAAAAUUACUGGGAGUUUAUCUCGCCGAUGGUGUAGACAAAAUAUUGUAUACAAAUGGCAAAGGAAUUGGCGUCAGAAGUGAUUACAACGGUGUUUUAUUGUUGGAUACUAUACUACAAACACCAGUCUCCAGAAGUGAAGAUAUAAUAAAAUUAGAAUUGUUGCUUUCUGAAGCUUGUUUAUUGCAUCAGUGUCUUAGAUUGGUAGAUCUACCUGGAGUUGAUCACGUGCACAGUGUACUACAGGAAUUGUGGAAUAAAAUUCUUGUUGCACAAGAAACUCAAAAAAAAGGCAUCAAAGCUCAAAAAUGGAAUAUAAUUUGUCUCGAACUGCCCCAUGGAGUACUCAAGCUUGUAUGUUCCGGGCUAGUGACCGAAUUAAAAAAACAAAACAAACACAUACCAGCAUUACCUAUUGCUUCUGCUAUUAAUGAACGUCUCAACGGCCUACUUCCUGGCUUUAUUUCGGAAAAUGGACCAGCUGACAAAGCUCCGAUGUUCAGUGAAGCAGCUAGACGAGAAACAUUUUUAAAAUGGCCUCACAUGAAUUACAAAUAUAAUAACCGAGAAAUGUUUCUCAGGUGGGCUUUACCUGGUCAGAUGGCACAAGCGGGAUUUUAUUACGAACCAAACGCAACAGCUGAAGAUAGAGCGAUGUGCUUCACAUGUAAUGUUUGUUUAGUAUGCUGGGAACCGACUGAUGAGCCUUGGUCUGAACACGAGCGUCAUUCACCUACUUGUCCCUUUGUUAGGGGGGAAUAUACGCAAAAUGUUCCAUUAUCAGUUACCCUUGCUACAGCCCCUGCCUGUGAAUCAAACGUUGAAAUUAUCAGUACAACAAACGUUCCCGGACUUAUUGCAACGGCAUCUCAUAGUGGUUUUGUUCAUAUUUGGGAUAUUAACAGUCAAUUAAAGAGUGAAACAUCAUUUUACAUUAGAUCAUGUAAUCAAGAUACUAAUAAUGUAGAUUCUUUACAAUUUUACGCUACAAAAAACUUAUCGAAUACUUAUUUGUCAAACCUCAACUCUGAGGGUGAAUCCCUGGGUGAUUUCAAAAGUGUAAAUUUUCAUAAAGUUCACUUAACAGCGCUAUCAAUUAUAGGCGGUCCGUUAAACGUAGAUGAACCAAAAUUUAAAUCAGCCUCUACUAAUUCUGCCACAAUUCCAGAAUGUACGGACAUGAAUAUUAUAUCAUGUUUAGUAUGUGGAAUUUCUGUCAUGAAUUCCGUCAAUAGUUCUUCACACCUACGGACACUGGAGAAUGUUUGGGCAAGUACUGACAUGGCGACAUCUUCAUCAUUAGUCCGUGCAAUGAAUAGUGUUAAUAGUGCUGCCAGUGAUAGUUUAGACAUAAUGAAAAUUGCAAGUGAUAACCAUGAAUCUGCUAAAUCUCAUUAUAUUGUUCUUUAUGAUUUUCACCACAAAGUCGCAACAUCGAAAGUAAACAAAGAAAAUGUUGAAAAACAUUUGAAAAUCAAAAAAACACCUUCAGGCACUGGAACUAGUUCCAGUUCUACAAGUGGUCGUCAAGAUAGCCUUUAUCAAGAGCUAUGUAUGAGUAAAUUACUCUAUGAAGUUCCAGUAAUAGAAGAAGUAGAUUCAGACAUGAUAGUGGGUGCACAUUUUGAUGGAAUUUUUUCAAAUAAAGAUGGUAGUUUGAAUGCAUCUUCAUCAAACACAUUGUAUCCAGCUUCACUUGGGUUAUAUGUACAACCUUCCACGACAAGUUCUACUCCUUAUGAUGCUAAUUUUAAUCUUAUCAAUGAACCUGAUCAACUAGCUUCUACAUCAGACGUCUCGGAAAUUCAUAAAAAAGUGUUAGACGUAACAAAAAAUGUGAAGUCUGAUCCUAUAGUCUUACAAAGUUUCGUAAUUGAUGCAGAUCCUUCUUUACGUAUAACUUUUGUUGGACCUACUAAAGACGGUAAACAUCUAUAUGUUGCACUUACCUACCAAUCAACAGAACAUACUACUUCAGACUCACCUUCCAACACAAAUAAAAUGGAUGUUGAUGAAGAAAGUGAAAUUUUUUCUUCAAAAAGUUACAUGUAUUGGGAUCAAAAUGAUGAUUCAUCAGAGAACAAAACAAUAAAUAGUGAAAAUCAUAAUUUUGUAGAUUCUGCAAAAGCUUUACUAUUAGUUUAUGCUUUAGAUUUUUCAGAAAAAGUUCCUAAAAUUAUAACUGAACCUGUUGUUAAACGCGAAUUAUCAGCAAAUCAAACACCUACAGCGCAUGUGUUUUUACCGUUACAAGAAAAAUACAAAUCAUAUUCAUCAAGUAAAAGUAAUAUAAAUAUUAAUGAACCACGGGGUCAAGUAGCUUUAGUCUGUAAAGACGGCGUAGUAAGAAUAUUAAACUUAGCGACCCUAAAAAUAGUAUCUGAAUCUCGACCAGAGGGAGAAAAAUUCAUAUCUGCAACGUAUUGCAGUCGACUAGAACGAUUAUGUGUUUGUACGAGUAAUGGAACUCUACGAUUUUUCAUUACAGCUGAUGAAGAUGAUUCUUUAGAAGGAAAGGAUGACAUUGAUGACAUAAACAUGAUGGUCACAGAAUCUGCAGUAUUAAAUCAUGAGCAAACUGCGCCAAGUACUUCGACUUCUUCAACAAUUUAUCAAGAAUUAAUAAUUGCGCACAGGCCAAAUUUAACCUGCUCAGAUUUACGAAGUUUAUAUGAUUUAACACGCUUUGAUAGACAGUCUCCUGCAUACAGUGCAACAGUCCCUUCAUGUUGGAGUGAAAUGAUGCAAGCUCAACGGCAAAGACGCUACCCACAACAUUUACAUCAAUCUGAAAAUCAACAUCAUACACGCACAUGGCGACUUCAAAAUGAUUCUACCACGUGGGAUGAGCAUAUAUUUGAAAUUACAUUACCCAGAAAAGUAGUUGGAAAUAUCGGACACAUAGAUGUUCGAUUCAGUCUUCAUUCUCCAUGUCUUGAGCCACCUAAUAUUCAAGUGACUCUUCUUAAACAAAAUAUCACGGGUCUUGGACAUCAAAAAUCACAUUUAACUCCAGUUGAUGAAAAAAUACAGUUUAAUUUAAAUAAUGAGCAAAAAGGAGAAAAUCCCAUUGUCAGUGAAGAAUUUCAACGACAACACAACACAGAAAUUCUUUGUGGACCAAUAAAUUUAAAACAUUGUAUGGAUCUUUCUGAUCAUUCAGGCUGUAUAACUCUCACUAGUCCGAAACUCUUUCGUACUAAGGCAAGAACACUACUUGUCCAUAUUAAAGCGCUAAUUGAUCCAGUUAAAGAUGGUGGAACAUCUACCUCAAAAUCUCGAGUCAAUUUACUUGAUAACAAACCUCCAACAACGAAGAAACAAAGAAUAGAUGAUGCUGGGCCUUUUUUUCCUGGUACUAACGUUGAAAGGUUUGCAGCUAAUGCUCAUAAAAAGUUGGAAUAUUAUAUUGGAUGUGAUUGGAUUCAUGAAAUUUCAAUUACUGUAAGAACUGUUCAAUCUACAAGUAUUCCGAAUGAACGUACUCAGCGAUGGGCAAUGUUAGACUCAUCGUUAUUUACAGAAAAUUUAGUAAACAUCGCAUGUUUACAAGGGGCUGAUAAAUCACUUAUCAUGCAAUCACUUGCAUUGGAUAUUCUAAUAUGGGUAACAUCUAUCAGACUUUUAAGACUACGUGUCGGACAAAAUGUUGUGGAAACAAAAGCUUUUCAAUUGGAUACAAUUCGAUGUAUUCAAGUACAUUUACCAGAACUUCUACGCACUUGUCUUUUCCAUGCUGGUAGAUCUAUAGCUCAUAAGUGCGUUAAGUUAAUAAUUAUAUGCAGUGAAGGUUUAAAAAAUCUAGAUGAUAAUACUUUGAAUUCAUUUGAUGAAGCUGUAUUAUCUGUUCUUAUCACACUCCUGCCUUCAAUUAUUAGUAUCCGAUGGGCAGGAUCUUUACGUUGGUUAACAGUUUUAAUUAACCGACUUUUACCACUUGAUCAAAAUCACAAUGUCACACAACAAUGCAUUAUAAUUCUUCAACGAAUUGCUGGAGAAAUGUCAAAUCGAGUUAAUCCAUACCACUUAUUACUUGCAACCAGAUUUGGUUUAUAUAAUAAUCCAUUUGAGACAAAAUUAUUCGACAUUGAAACUCCAAUGCCUCUUAAAUCCAAUUCUUUACCAUUAACUUAUGCAUCAGUCGUAACUGGUGAACAAACUUCGUCUACCAUAUCAAGUGGUGAUAUGUAUUCACAGGAUCAUAUUGAUUUACGAGAUUUACUAACAUUACCAAUACAUUCAAAUAGUGAACUUGUUGUGCCGAACAAACUAAAAUCUUUGUAUACAAAUCAUAGCACGAAAGGUUUAUUAGAGGCUGAACCAUUACAUUUCACAUGCCAUUCCGUUUCUGACGGUACCAAAAUGGAAAAAAUGGAUCCAGUGGGAAAUACUGUUAAUUUCACAAGUCUGUAUGAUAAUGUCACGAAUAAUGGUGUUCCAGAUCUCAAAACUGUUCAGCCAUCUUAUAGUUUGGAAGCCGAAUCGCUAGGGUCAAAUUUAAAAACUACGUGCGAACAGAAUCUAAAAGCUCUACUUACUCACUGUAAAGCUGAAAUGAAUAAAAAUCCAACGACACAAUUAUCGAUUAUAUCUGAUGAUCAAUCGGACAGUGAUGAAGUGAAUAUGACGAGAGAUGACCAAAAAUGGCACGUCAAUCAAACUGAUUCAUCCAAUUUAAAAAAUUUAACAUCCUCUAUUAUAAAAGAAAAAUCUUUCGCGUUGAAUAACAAUUCUACUGUGUCCAAUGUCGAUGAUAAUCAUAUAAAAAAGCGUGAAGAAAUCAAUUUCCCAUGGGCGCGAUUACUUAGCUUACCAUCACAACAAGCUUUAGUCGUGGAAAGGAUGCAUUCAGGAGCACGGCGAUUCAUCGUUUUAGAUUUUGGUUCUCCUGUAUUACUUACAGAUUUGAUGAUACCUUCUUGUAGUGAUUUGGUUUCACUUUCAAUAGACAUUUGGACAAAGAAUGAGGAAAAAGAUGGUAUUAGACUUGUUGUUGCUGGAGACAUUGGCACAAAACCUCUUAUUGUUAAUGAUCUUCAACCGCCGCCAGUAUGUAGAUUUUUAAAAAUCACAACAAUAGGUCGAUAUGGAAUGACAACAACAAGAUGUAAAAUACCUUUAGGAAUGUUUUAUGGGCACAUAGUAGUUUUGCCAGGAGAAGAUUAUUCUGACAUGUUCCAUGCACAAUCAAAUGAUAUUAAUCGUAAUGAUACAAAUUUGAUUGCAACUAUUGAUUCGCAAUGUAAUAUAUUAUCAACUUUAGCUGAAGACAUCCAAUGUCGAUUCAGUUUAGCUACUGAAAAACUCAAAGCUCUACUAGAUCCAUUAUUAUGUACUGAAACACCCAAUGUUGUGCAUAUGCAACACUAUCUUUCUCGAGGUAAAAAUCUUACAGAAAAUAAAGAACAACCAUCGAGUAAAAUUUUAUCUACAUAUCAAGAAUGUAUUGCAUUUCAACACCAAUUGAAUAUUAUUCGUGGUGUAUGGUGUCGACUGGAAAGUUGGAAAGGUGCUGAAAUGCCUUUGACAACGCAAUUGUCAAGUGUUCCAAGUGAUAAAUUAAGAAUUCUUGGCGAAACACUUUCUGAUAUUCUCCUUUAUACUAUACAUGAAAUUGAACCAAUUCCAACAGUUCCAUCAUCUAUCUGUGAGAUUUUUACUCCAUCCAUUUGUGAGCGAUUUUUCCACUCAAUUUGUGUGGUAACUCCAGCUCCACGAUUGCAACUUCACGCAGUUGCUUUAUUAGUUCGUAUGGCUGGACAUCAGCCAUGGUGGGGUAAUUUUUUAUCUAACACAUUGAUUAAUUUAUAUUCAUCAUCUUCCACGGAUAUUUUUCCACAAGAUAGGGUAUUCAUAUUAUUAACAUUCCUUGGACGAAAAUCCCUCAAUUCUGGAGCUAAUAAAUCGUCAGUAAUUGACGCAAUGGUUCGAACAUUGGGAAGAUUUUUAAUUCCAAUGUCUGAUUAUCAACCUUCCAAUGCAGCUCAGUUAGAUAUAAAUCUUAUUGGUUGGAUCCUUUUAUUUUUGUCCGUAUGUUUAGAUACAGCCACCACUUACUAUACAUAUUCUGACGAAAAUGGAAAGAGUAAAGAACAUGGUAUUUCUUCACGUUGGGAAUUUUUACAAGGUGAGUUAGCAAUGCAAAGAAAAUACGUCAAUGCUAGUCGUACAAACGCUUCACGUAAUUAUCGUAAAAAAUUACAAAAACGACUUAUGCAUCACAAACAACAAUUACAUGAUGGUGAUCCAGGAAAAAAGUACAUUCAUGUAUCAACUUCACAAGGUCUAGUUUGGUCGAGUGGACCACCAAUUUCUACAUUGUCAAAUAAGUUAGAAGUUCUAAAAAGUCAUGAAAAACACUUGAAGAAAACCCUCAAACAGCAUUCAGCAUUUCGACACUUUCGAGAUAUGAUGAAACGAAACGAUCUUCACCAUGUACCUCGUUCAAGUCGUAAUGCUAAUGCAUCAAAUUCAAAGUCAGAUAUUCUUGACGCAGAUGUCGACAACCUUUUAAAUUUGUCAUAUCAAUCUGUAUUACCAGUUGUAAGAGGACUCGUAGCUUUAAUUUUACAUAACACUGCAAAUAUAGAUAUGUUUUUAUUAUCUUGUAAAAUAAUUGCCAAACUAGUAAUAUCUACACGGCCUAUAAUCAGUUUGAAUGAUUUAAUGACAGAAGAUCAGCUAUCAAAAUUAAUAAAACUAUCUAUGAGCAAGUCAGAUGCAGCUUGGAUGUCACAUGCUGUUACUUGUCUUUUACAAGAUUUGUUUGAAAGUGGACGAUUAUUUUCAAAGCCGUUUUCAAUGCAAGAUAAUAUACAAACGGAAGAAAACUUUGAUGCCGCUGAGAGUGAAGAAGAACAAGGAGGGGAUGAUGAUUUAGCGGGAACGGCGGGAACAGGUGGAUCUGGAACGACAUUGGGAAAUGACGAAGGAUUCGCUGAAGGUGAAGUGGAUGAAGAUACACAAGAUAGUAUUCCUACGAUUCCACCUACACCAUCAACCUCAAAGUCAAAUGGAUUUGACUUGCCAUCAUUAUUAGAAUCUGAUGAUAGCGAACUUGAAGAUUUUCUCGACGACAUUUUAGAAAAAGGAAGAAAUAUGUUGAAAAAAGGAAACUCUGUUCCCAAAAUUCCACAAUCAGCAAGUUCAGGAAUAUCUUCAGCUCUUGAUGCCCGGUUAGAAUAUGGUGUAGAAAUGGGAGUAGAAAUAGCCUUAAGAAGAUAUUCAACUUUAGGAGCAUAUAAUUUACCGAGAAGUAUAAAUGCACCAAUUCAAGUGCCAAUAGAAACUAAUAGAUCAAAACAGUUUUUGUUGAGAAAUAUUGGAUCAACAGAAAGAAAUCACGAUAUGAGAACCUCUACUGAUUCAAUACCUAGUAGUCUAUCGAUGCUGAUGCGAUGCUUUGAUAAAAUAUUUACUGAUAUGUCAUUUCAAAAUUCUGGUAUAAAUUUAGAAUUAAUAUUACAAUUGUGGUUAACAUUAAAUUUAGAUGCGUCAAAAACUCCGUCUGCGAAUACUUCGAAUCAAUUUGAUCCAUCAUUAGUACCAGUUAUCCCCCUUAGCUCCACAGCAAUUUCUGGUCUUAUAUCAACUCUUCUUUGGCAUCCUGGAAUUUCUUUACGCGCAUGGUGUCUUGCUCUACAAACUCUGACACUAGCAAGUAAUGAACCAAUGCCAAGUGAUCAUAGUGAUCCAAGUAUAAAUACUCCUCUGGACGGAUUACUAGGUGGUAUGGCUUGUUGUAUUGUUAAAAAUCGUAAUAUAGGACCAGUACUUUUACGACUUCUUUCUGGUAAUGGUUUAAAUAUUGAACCACAUGAUAAACAAUGCAUGAUCGCUGGUCCUAAAAUAGGAGAAGCAUUACAAGAUUUUUUGCUCCGACUUGAGAUGCGUUGUGAUGUAAUUACACCGGGAAGUGUAUUGGGCAAUGCGUUGAAAGAACUUUUACUAUGGGUCGUUUACGAACUCAUCCAACCAGGAGGUGUUAUUGUCGCCCGUCGUGGUCCUCUUGAUGCACAAUGCAUUCUCAUAACUUCUCUUAUUAACCUAAAUUUCAUGAAUACAGACCUGGGAACUGCCAUGAGUAUAACAGAAUGUGUUGGAGUUUUAGUUUCUACUUACGUUCAAACUUCCAGAAUCGGCGCACAGUGUAGCGGUGCUGUAGACUCAACAAAUCAAUCUGGUGGGUUUGGUGGACUUUUUUCUGGCGUUCUUGGCGCAACUUCUAAACAAGGACGGCCUGCAUCAUGGGAUGCACUUAUUGUUGCUCUUGUAAAACUAGUUUGUAAACUCGUUCAAACACCGUUGCCUAAUCUACGUUUGUCACGUGUUGAAAAUCCAAUGAAUAUGGAAAUUGGUGACAUAAAUCAAAAAUCAGAUACAAGAAAUAUAGACCAAUGUGAAAAACUCAAUAGUUCACAAACAGAUGAGAGUAAAGUCGCCGAACAACAAACAUCAAUAAAAUCAAACCAAAGUAUAACUUCUAAACGUCGUCAUCCUUGUGUCGCAGACACAGUUUUACAACAUGAGCCAACAAUGAUAAGAUUACUUGGAGCAUUAGGACACAGUACAGGUUCAUCACUUGCAAUGUUAUUUGGAGAAGACUCUACGUCCAGCACAGUUCCUGAGCUUGGUGAUCCAAAUUCUAUUCCAGAUGCUACUUUUCAGCUUCUUAUGACUCUUGUCAAGAAAUCAACGAAUCCAACAUUUGUAUUAAACCCAUUGUAUCACUAUUUGUCAUCCUCUCAAGAACAAAUUAAUACGGUCCAUAAUUUUGGUGUUAUGCAACUUUCAGAGCCACUGCUUUGGUACAUUCUAAAAGUCUUAGACAAUGAAACAUCUUUAGCGAUAUUUACUGAAUUAGGUGGUGUUAAAAUAAUCUGUGAAAAUAUGGUAAAAUCUAGUAGUACAAAUUAUGGAUACGAAAACACUAAUAUAUUAACACCAGGAAUUAUUGCUCUUGUAAUGCAACAUCUAUCAAAUGUACCAAACCUAGCAAUAGCUACUGGUACGUCAAGUAAAAAACCAACAAGUAAUUUAGAAUCUCAUGAAGAAGGAUUAUUAAACUUUGCACCUCUUGGUACAAUAUCGUGGUUAAAACCUAUGGUAGAACCAGCUGAUGUAUUAAUUCAAAGUGCUGCACCUCAUAGACGAGCAAGAACUGCUGCUUGGUCUUAUCAUUUUUUCCCAGGUGAAGCUUGGAUUGAUCUCACAAUUACACUUCCAUGUGCUAUUCUUUUAAAAGAAGUAGAGCUUCAACCUCAUCUCACAGCAUUAGUUACCUGUCCUUCAGCUGUAGCGCUCGAGAUUUCUCGAGAAGCCAACUCUGAUUUUACACCGAUUUGUCCUCCAAUGCUUACCGCUGGCUUAACAUUUAUUCGACUUACUCUUGCGCAACCAGAAGUAACAUCAGCAGUUUUAGUACGUCUUUAUAAACCUCGAGAUUCAACUAAUAUCAGUCUUAGUCAAAUCAGGAUUUUGGGAACAACAGCAUUUGGUGAUAUUAAAUCCCGAAAUGAAACUAUCGAUGAAGAAAAACUGACUAAAAUGAGCUUAGGUUGGCUGAGACUGAUUUAUCAAUGUUUCUCAGUCAGUGCAUUAUCUUCAACAUUAUCUCAGAGUGUACUUGAUUCUGCAGCAUCAGUGACAGGUCUUAUUGAAGCCUGUUGUACACUUUUAUUACUUCCAGCGCCAUCAUUAUUCACAUCUAACUUAGAAAGAGUUCUUCUACAGCUUGGAUUGCAUUCUCGUGAACUUGGACUUCAAUUAAUCAGUUUACUUUUAAACAAUCGAUGUACCUUGUUAUUUCAAAAAUCUUUAUCAUCUCAAAAAACAUCAAUAAUACAAUUAAUAAUAGAGCUACUUCAACAGUUAUGUAACAGUCAAGAUGAUAAUACUGAAGCUCGUAUAAUAGCUGUACUCACAUGGCUUCAUACAUCUUCGAUGAAUAGUAUUACACAAGCUCCUCACAAUAAUCCAAACGUUAUCAAUCCACCUGCAGCUUAUAUUCAUUGUAUUUCAACAAUAAUUUGGGAAGCGCAACAAAUUGAAAAUCGUACGUAUAAUCUAGAAAGUAUGUUAACUGAUGAUCUUUUUGAUUCUCUUUAUCAAUGGACUCUUUUGUUACAACCAAAUUCUGCAUUAAAACAAUCAAUUGAUGCGACUCUAUGCGCUUUUUGUUAUGUCAGACCAUCUUUAUUUACUAUACUUUUGCAAAAAGUUCGUAUUCUUGUACCGAAUUUAGCGACAGAUCAAUUUGCAUCAGUAUCAGAUGAUCGCAAAGAAAGUGAUGGUCAAACGGAUGAUAAAAAAAGUGAAGCUAAUACAGAAGAAUGGUAUUGUCGCUUACAUAUAUCUGAAUGUAAGCAUCUAGAAUUAACCGAAGGACAAUUAUUAACUGUUGCAACUGCAGCACGUUCAACUCCUGGAAUUCAACAACUAAUUGAUUCAGGUCUUCCAUCUCUUUUAGUUAAUACCAUUGUAGCCUUUUGUAAAAUUCAUAUGAAGAUUAUAAAAGAGCAAAAUAGUACACUUGAUGUUAAUAAGUGUCAUAGCAGAAGUAAUGUAAAUAGUGGAUUAACUGAUAAUGAUAAAGCUGGUGAAACCGUUUACCAAACCCAGAAUAUUAGUGGACUGAAUAUGUAUAAUCCAGAUAGUAUUGCAACAGUAGUUGAAUUUUUAACUUUAGUUUGUUCAGAGGGUAAAAUGCGAGAUUGGUUAGGUGAAGAAGGUCGUAUUUUUUGGUUACCUCUUGUUACUUUAUUAAAUAGCAAACCUGUUGAAAGUCCAUCUACAUCUUUUGCUGAAGUAAAUGUAUCGUACACUAAAUUGGAAAAUGCUACAAUUAAAUUUCUUUCAAAAUGUUGUUGGUGUCAUCCGCACAAUCAAAAAUUACUUGCUGAAUUAUUGACUGAUGUUAUUUCACAAGAGCGAAUUUCUCCUUUUAACAUGAAAUAUCUACUUGGUAUUUCUGGAUUCACUCGACGGUUGAUUCUUCAAUUGUUAUUAGAAGAGGAGAAAGUAUUAGUGUCUGUAGUAUCAGAUGUUCCAAUGUCAAACAAUGCAUCAAAUCAAACUAUACGAUCAAUGUUUCCUCAUCCAGCUCAUCCAUUAGGGCAUUAUCAUCAAUUGCUUUAUAUUUCAACGCAAUCAACAAUGGCGGACAUUUUACAACAAGUUUCAGUUUUCGAAAUUAAAGAUUUUAAAUACAACAAAUCUCACAUCUGUGGUAACACAGGUUCUUGGCUCACUUUGCUACUACCUAAUAACUUUAAGGAGAAUGAAACUAUUACAACCGGAACAAAGUGUUCGCGGGAGCUUUGGGAAUCAAGUCUGGUUUUGGUGGUGGACAAAUUAAGUGUUGCAGCUGGAAAUACUGCCAAGGAUAAACGAGCUAAAGAAGCUUCGAAUAAAUCACAAGCUCGUGGACCUACUAUAAGAAAAUCCCGUGUAGACUCGGAUGUAACUUCAUCAUCAUCAUCAUCGUCAAAAAGUACAACCACUAGUACUCAAGACAGUUCUAUAAAUUCGUUAACUCAACAAUAUUUAUCCCACUCGUCUCGGCCGAACGUAGUUUUACCAUCAUCACUAAGUAUUGCACAGUUACUUGCAAUAGCAGAAGACAAUGGAUUAUCUUUAUCAAGUCCAUAUUUACACCUGGUACUUCAUCAACGUAACAAAGACAACAAAGAUGAUUCAAUUAAAUUAGAUGACAGUGAUUUAUUGACUUAUCGUUGUAUAGAAAGUGCUUUAAGUGUUUUCAGUGCAACUGGAGGUCUCGCAGUAUUAGCAAAACAUCUUCCUCUUAUUUAUCCUGAUUCAAGUCAACCUCGAGCAUUCAUAGAAAAGACCUCGCUACCUGAACAAACUGAGACUGAAUGGGUGAAAGUCGAAACCAAUGAAGAUGUUUAUGAAGAUUUAGAGGAAGGUGGAAAUUUACAUUCAUCUCGGGCAACUUCUUCAGUUCCCCAUGUACCACUGCAUUCCUUAACGGCAUUUGGAUUAUUCCUUAGACUUCCCGGUUAUGCUGAAGUAUUACUAAAAAACAGAAAGCAAGCACAAUGUUUGUUACGACUGGCUUUAGGUGUAGUAGAUGAUGGAGAAGGUGGAGAUGUAUUCAACUCACAAAUAGCUAGUUCCUUACCAACUUUACCUUUUCAAGUUUUAAAACAACUAUUAAAAGCAACACCUUUGACAACUGACGAUGGUUUAUUACUCCGACGAACUAUGGUUGAUAUUGGUGCGAUUCUUUUACUACUUAAUUGUUUGGCAAUCUUUACUCAUCAAACAGGAUACAAUGAGUUAUCAGACCAAAAAAAUAGUCAAACCAAUAGCCGUAGCGAUGACAAAUCUCAUUUGUAUUGGGCAAAAGGUACUGGAUUUGGAACAGGAUCAACUCAACAAUCUUGGAAUGUAGAACAAGCACUGUUACGUCAGCGUUCGGAAGAAGAGCAUGUUACUAUUCUUCUUCGAGUAUUAGCAAGCUACGUUGGUUCUGGAAGUCAUCCACAACGUGAACUUCCUGCGACUUUUGCCGAGCUUAUAUCCCGAUCGUGCCUUCUUCCAGCGUUAUCAUCGUAUUUGAGAAAUGAUUCAGUUUUAGACAUGGCACGUCAUAUUCCACUGUACCGCGCAGUUCUUCAAUUACUACGCUCAAUGGCACUAUCUCCGCAAUUAGCUUUAUUGUUACUGCCAAGAAUUGGUAAAUCAAAUGAUCCAUCUAUUGUUUCACUUCUUUCUACUAUGAGAAUUUGUGUAGAUACAUACGUUCAUAAAAUCAAUCGUUCGCGUAGUAAUAAAUUAAAAGGUAUUAUUAAGUACCCAGACGAUACAGAGCAAGAUGAAGGAUUAACAACAUUAAUACCUGAUAUCCAAGAAAGUGCAACAUUAGUGCAAAAUGCGACUUCAAGACUUGUUGUUAUUGGUGAAGAGCUUGUCAGUCCAAGCCCUACUGUUACUGAAUUACCUUUAAAAUCCAUAGAACAACGGUAUUUAGAUGUGAUGAAAAAUCUUCAAUUUGACACAUAUGAAAUGAUAUCAGAAAAUUCUGAUGGUAGUGGAUACCGAUUUGCAGUAUCUUAUCAUUUUGAGUCAAAUAUGAGAGCGGCGGGAGAUAGAAGUCAUCCUAUAAGAGUCAAAAGAUUAGCUCAAGAAGCUGUAACAUUGUCGACCGCUUUGCCAUUAUCUUAUAGUAGUAGUGUCUUUGUUCGAUGCGAUACUGAUAGAUUAGAUAUUAUGAAAGUUCUAAUAACAGGUCCAGCAGAAACACCAUAUGCCAAUGGUUGUUUUGAAUUUGAUGUUUAUUUUCCACCUGAAUAUCCAAACAGCCCAAUGCUAAUCAAUCUUGAAACAACUGGUCGACACACUGUACGAUUCAACCCUAAUUUGUAUAAUGAUGGGAAAGUUUGCCUCAGUGUACUGAAUACUUGGCAUGGCAGACCCGAAGAAAAAUGGAACGCUCAUACUAGUAGUUUUCUACAGGUUUUGGUGUCCAUUCAAUCUUUAAUCUUAGUACCCGAACCUUAUUUUAACGAACCAGGUUAUGAAAGGUCUCGCGGAACUGCUAGUGGUGCUCAAUCUAGUCAAGAAUAUAAUGCUAAUAUUUGUUUGGCGACUGUUAAAUGGGCAAUGCUUGAUCAAAUUAAAAAUCCAUGCCCAUGUUUUAAAGAUGUUAUUCACACGCAUUUCUGGAUAAAGAGACAUGAAAUAGUAGCCCAAUUAGAAAGUUGGAUUAUGGACAUGGAAACGUAUGGAUCUGAUAAACGUUCUGCUCGUACGAUUUCCCUUAAUGCUUUGGCUUUGAAGAGACACUAUAGACUUUUGAGAGACGCUCUUAAUAAACUGCCAACACCUCAGGGCCUUGAAGAUCUAGUUGAACCUUUGCAAUCUCCAAGCUCACCAUUAGAAAUGUCUGGGACGCCAAAUACACCGCCAACAAAUACAUCAUCAACAGUGACAAUAGCUACUCCGGUAACUAAUGUCGGAGGCAGCAAUCACAUUCAUCAUGAAAUUGAUACAGAUGUUGAAAUGGAGAAAAUGGUAUCAAAUGUUUGUGAAUAG